Molecule: messenger RNA, 3140 nt
Organism: Carcharodon carcharias (great white shark)
Lineage: Eukaryota; Metazoa; Chordata; Chondrichthyes; Lamniformes; Lamnidae
Gene: slc7a4
Product: solute carrier family 7 member 4
Exons: 5
Coding region: 255-2210 (651 amino acids)
Biological process (GO): amino acid transport; transmembrane transport
Cellular component (GO): plasma membrane
Molecular function (GO): amino acid transmembrane transporter activity
Source: RefSeq, a predicted model, not a curated record
CAGCUGCCACUCAGUGCUGCCUGACGUCAGUGUGACCAGAGAGUGAGAGGAGGAGGGAGGAGAGAGAGAGAGAGAAAGGUUAUAAGAAGCGGACGGAGAAAAAAAGACCUCAGGAAAUCAGGAAAACAGAUCUGCCAUCCUUCAGAAAUGAGACAUUCUCCGCUGCAUCGGAGAAUAGAAUAAGAUACAGAUAAACCGAGCCUCCAGCCCUAACUUUUAACACAGAAUAUUUGGAACACAAUAAGAGAGCAGUAAUGGUGAGCAGGUUGCCUGGCUGCAACUCCCUGGCUCGAUUCUGCCAGAAGCUGACCAGGGUGAAGACGCUGGAGGCAGAUAUGAUGGAAACCACCCUGAAUAGGUGCCUGUCUACGCUGGACCUGACCUUGUUUGGCUUUGGCGGCAUGGUUGGCUCUGGCCUUUAUGUUCUCACUGGCACAGUCGCCAAGAAUGUUGCCGGUCCUGCGGUCAUCGUUUCUUUCAUCUUUGCAGGUUUUGCCUCUUUGCUUGCCGCCUUGUGCUACGCCGAGUUUGGCUCCCGUGUGCCAAAGACUGGCUCCGCCUACAUGUUCACCUAUAUCUCAGUGGGCGAAAUCUGGGCCUUUAUGAUUGGGUGGAACGUCAUCCUGGAAUACAUCAUUGGUGGAGCUGCUGUGGCCAGAGCUUGGAGUGGCUACCUGGAUUCUAUUUUCAACCACAAGAUUCAAAACUUCACCGAGACGCACAUUGGCAGAUGGAACGUGCCCUUCUUUGCCUCCAACCCUGACCUGCUGGCCGCUGCGCUAUUACUCAUUGCCACAGCGUUUGUCACUUGCGGGGCCAAAGUGGCCUCUUGGCUGAAUCACGUGUUUGCAGUCUUCAGUAUGGGAGUGAUCCUCUUCAUCCUGAUAUUUGGAUUCAUCCUAGCUGAUCCAAAGAACUUCAGCGCCGAGGAGGGCGGCUUUGCCCCUUUUGGAUUUUCAGGAAUCAUGGCUGGCUCAGCAACCUGUUUUUAUGCAUUUGUAGGAUUUGAUGUCAUUGCAGCAUCUGGUGAAGAGACUCGGAACCCUCAAAAGGCUAUCCCUAUAGCGACAGCAAUUUCUUUGGUCCUGGCUACCUUAGCAUACAUCUUGGUUUCUGCAGCACUCACUUUGAUGGUUCCUUGGCACAGCUUGAACCCAGAUUCGGCCCUCUCAGAUGCCUUUUACAGGAGAGGCUAUGCCUGGGCUGGAUUCCUUGUGGCCAUUGGAUCUAUUUGUGCAAUGAACACAGUUAUCCUCAGCAACCUGUUUUCUGUCCCUCGGAUUGCAUAUGCCAUGUCUGAAGAUGGUCUGCUUUUCAAGAUAUUUGCACGAGUAAACCCAGUCACCAAGGUCCCUGUGAUCGGUAUCAUUAUAUUCGGAGUCCUGAUGGCCACCUUGGCAAUGGCGUUUGAUCUGGAAUCCCUAGUGCAGUUCCUUUCCAUCGGAACACUCCUGGCCUACACAUUCGUUGCUGUCAGCAUCAUCACGCUACGCUACCAGACAGAUAAAGCAAACUCCUCAAAGCCACCCCAGCCCAAUCAAAGCCCUCAAGCCCAGGACGGUGGUGGGCUGAAAGAAUACGAGUCAUUUUCGGAUAAACUCCAGUUGGUGGAGAGGCAAAAAGUGGCCAAAGAGCGAAGGGAGCCUGGCCAACUGAGGUCCUCCUUCGAGCCUUAUUUACAUUUCCUUGGUGAUUUUGUGGCCGGAGAGAUAGUGAUGGUGGCAGUUGUCUCACUGGUGCUCUGUUCAGUCUGCCUGUGCUGCAUAUUGGUAUUUGGUAUCAGUCAUCUCCACCUUCCUCAAUGGGCUUAUAUUCUGUUCAUCGUGUUCUUUGCAAUCGGGUUUCUCCUCAGCUUGUUUCUCAUCUGGAUCCAUGAACAGCAUCAGAAAUCGAAUACCUUUCAGGUUCCACUGGUGCCCUUGGUUCCCGGUAUCAGUAUUUUAAUGAAUGUGUACCUGAUAUUAAAGCUGAGUUUAAUGACCUGGGUGAGGUUUUCCGUUUGGCUAGCUAUAGGUCUUCUCAUCUAUUUUGGCUAUGGUAUCUGGCACAGCAAGGAGAGCCUGAAGGAGGCAAAACCACAGAAUGUCAUCGCCCGUUAUGUUGUCCUUCCUAGUGGCAGCUUGGUGGAAACGGUCCAAACCGUUCAGCCUGACCCACAGGACAACAUGGGCGUGGCAGAAGUGACCGGAGAAGAAGUGAGUAGACAGUAGCGAAUUUGGCCAGUCACACUUCGAUGGAGGACUCCCCUCACCCUACCCCCACCUUCCAAGCACUGAUGUUAUUCCAGGAGCAGUCGGAUAGAGCUGCACCAGAGUAUUUUCACCAUGUUGUUGGUAAACAUGUGUCGCAUCUUUCUCGUUUCACUCAUGAUGUUUGACAACACCUGCUGGUUUCUUUUCCAAAUUAAAGGGAAAGGGGGUAUGUAAAGUAAAUGGGAUAUCAUCUCUACUAAGGUAGCAGAGUGAAGAAUGUCAUUUGAAAUCAUUAAACAUUCAUGCAGAAGCAUCCCAAAGGUAUCACUUCAGGGCCCAAAUCUUCUGUACAUCAAUGAAUUAUUAUUUUUUGCCAUUUGAUUCAAUUGAGACAACUUCUCCUUCUUUCCUUCAUCUUUUUAUCCAGUGGAGUAGAGGAAAGAUCGAGAAAGCAAAAAAAAAAACAGCCUCUCCCCAUAGCUAUAUAUUAAAGGGCGACAUAUACUUGCAAUAUCAUUACUUUCUGUGAGAAAUAUUCAGUAUGGCAAAGAUUUGAUGGGGCAGCAUACAUUGUAUCAAAAUUAUUGAUUACUUAUCAUGCAAGCCUAUGUAGGUUCAGGGAUUCUAAAUCCUUCACUCAUGAUUAUGGCCUAGGAACCAUUUCUGGCCUGACUGAUCUUCACUAUGGCCCAAUUGGCAAACUCACCUCCAUGAAUGAUCCAUCCACAUUUACAAUGUUGAUUUUAUUUGUAGUUCUUUCAAAUUAUUUUGCUGCCUAGCAUCCCUCAUUAUAGUUUUCCAACUUUCCCCCUCACCCCUCUUUGCUUACCCUCUCCUCUUCUCAUCCUCCUCCCCGCACCUCCAUUCAUUUGCUCCUCCUCCACAUCCUUCAGCAGCUUGCAGCACAUUAUCCUUCCAACCUCUGCCCCUGCCCUACGUUGCUUCUUC